CUCUCUGUCUAGUAGUAUCUAAACGAAUUUAACUAAAACCAGCUAAAAACAAGAAGCAUAAAAAUAAUAUCAAAGUAGAAACUAAAGGAUCUAAUAAGUAAGACAAAAUUCGAAAUUAAGAUCCAUGGCGGAUUUUUGUCUCUUCUCUCAUUGGAUCGCACUUGACACAAAUGAUGGUUCGAGACAUAACAGCAGAGAAGGGUCCGGUCCGAACCGAAACGGAGGAAGAAAGCAAAAAGGCAAGACCUUUGUUGUUGGGUUGUUGAUAAAGAGAGAGAGAGGGGGACACGUGUAGUGAAAAGAGAGGAAGAGAGGUCACUCUCCGUUCCCGGUUCUGUCUCGUGCGGUGCGAUUGUUGGGUGCCAUGUCAGAGUCCGUUCCCCUAUGAGCCCGGCGAAUCCGAAUCAUAUGCCUUUCUUUUCGCUAUCUCUCUCUCUCUCUCUCUCCCUUUAACCCAAACCCAUCUCUCAAAGACUUGACCUUUCUCUCUCUCUAUCUCUAAUUUAUUUAUCGUUUCGCGUGUCGCCUUCUCUCUUUCUCUCAUUCUCUCUCUCUCUUUCCCUUCGUAUCUCUCUCUCGUGAGGCCGUGCCCUAGAAGAAGAAGAAGAAGAAGCCCCUUUCUCCGGGACUUCAAUCCCUAACUUCCGUCGCCGGAUUUCUCGUCCUUGAUUAUCGGAGGACUCUUUAACAACUUUAUUCCGAUUUCAGAUUCCCAGAUUUUGUAGAGACAGAGUUUUUUGAAGGCCAGUAUUCUUUAGUUACUUCGGUAGCUGUGAUUUACACAUGAAGGUCUAUCCGGUUCUCUAUCAAGCAUAUGGUAUGGAAACAGAAGUAGAAAAUGAAAGAUUCAGGCAGUGAAAUGAUUAAAAGAGAUUGGGUCAUGAAGCAGAAACGAAGAAAACUUCCGUCUAUACUAGAUAUAUUAGACCAAAAAGUGGAUAGUUCUAUGGCUUUUGAUUCCCCGGAAUACACUUCUUCCUCUAAACCAAGUAAGCAGCGGCUUAAGACUGAUUCGACUCCUGAAAGGAACUCCUCUAAGAGGAAAGGAAAUGAUGGGAAUUAUUUUGAAUGUGUGAUCUGUGACCUUGGUGGUGAUUUAUUGUGUUGUGAUAGUUGUCCUCGGACCUAUCAUACCGCAUGCCUCAAUCCACCUCUUAAGCGGAUUCCAAAUGGUAAGUGGAUCUGCCCAAAAUGUUCCCCAAACAGUGAAGCACUCAAGCCUGUCAAUCGUUUAGAUGCCAUUGCUAAGCGAGCAAGAACAAAAACCAAGAAAAGAAAUUCAAAAGCCGGACCAAAGUGCGAAAGAGCUUCUCAGAUUUAUUGCAGUUCUAUAAUUUCUGGAGAACAAUCUUCAGAGAAAGGGAAAUCUAUAUCGGCCGAAGAGAGCAAAUCCACAGGAAAGGAAGUUUAUUCUUCCCCGAUGGAUGGCUGUUCAACUGCUGAGCUUGGUCAUGCAUCUGCGGAUGACCGACCUGAUUCAUCGUCUCAUGGAGAAGAUGAUUUGGGGAAACCCGUCAUACCCACUGCAGAUUUACCAUCUGAUGCAGGAUUAACGUUGCUGUCCUGUGAAGAUCUCUCCGAAUCUAAACUAUCAGAUACGGAGAAAACUCAUGAAGCACCCGUGGAGAAGUUGGAACAUGCUUCCAGUGAGAUCGUGGAGAACAAGACAGUUGCUGAAAUGGAGACUGGAAAAGGUAAAAGGAAAAAACGGAAGCGUGAACUAAAUGAUGGGGAAAGUCUUGAAAGGUGCAAGACUGAUAAGAAACGCGCGAAGAAAAGUUUGUCCAAAGUGGGUUCCAGUUCUCAGACUACCAAAUCACCGGAGUCUUCGAAAAAAAAGAAAAAGAAAAAUCGUGUGACUUUAAAAUCCUUGUCCAAACCUCAGUCCAAGACAGAAACACCAGAAAAAGUGAAGAAGCUUCCCAAGGAGGAACGUCGUGCAGUACGUGCCACUAAUAAAUCUUCUAGUUGUUUGGAAGAUACAAACUCUCUUCCGGUUGGAAACCUCCAGGUUCAUCGUGUUUUAGGAUGCCGAAUCCAAGGUCUGACUAAAACCUCGCUGUGUAGUGCUCUUUCAGAUGACUUGUGUUCGGAUAAUUUACAAGCUACUGACCAACGGGAUAGCUUAGUACAAGAUACGAAUGCUGAAUUAGUAGUUGCUGAGGACAGAAUAGAUUCUUCUUCUGAGACAGGUAAAAGUUCGAGGGAUUCACGACUGAGGGAUAAAGAUAUGGAUGAUUCUGCUUUAGGUACCGAGGGUAUGGUUGAGGUGAAAGAAGAGAUGCUUUCUGAAGACAUUUCCAAUGCCACAUUGAGUAGACAUGUGGAUGAUGAAGAUAUGAAAGUUAGUGAAACGCAUGUAUCUGUUGAGAGGGAGUUACUUGAAGAAGCACAUCAGGAAACAGGGGAAAAAAGCACUGUGGCUGAUGAAGAAAUUGAGGAGCCUGUUGCUGCUAAAACUUCAGAUCUUAUUGGUGAGACUGUAUCAUAUGAGUUUCUUGUUAAAUGGGUGGAUAAAUCUAAUAUUCAUAAUACUUGGAUUUCUGAGGCGGAGCUGAAAGGUCUAGCUAAAAGAAAACUAGAGAACUACAAAGCAAAGUACGGAACAGCUGUAAUAAACAUCUGUGAAGAUAAAUGGAAACAGCCUCAGCGAAUAGUUGCUCUCCGGGUUUCAAAAGAAGGUAACCAAGAAGCUUACGUAAAGUGGACAGGCUUAGCUUAUGAUGAAUGCACGUGGGAGAGCUUGGAGGAGCCUAUUCUUAAACAUUCAUCCCAUUUAAUAGAUCUUUUUCAUCAGUAUGAGCAGAAAACAUUGGAAAGGAAUAGUAAGGGUAAUCCCACAAGGGAAAGGGGUGAAGUCGUUACCCUCACAGAACAACCUCAAGAGCUCAGAGGAGGUGCCUUGUUUGCCCAUCAGCUUGAGGCUUUGAAUUGGCUGCGUAGAUGCUGGCAUAAAUCAAAAAAUGUAAUACUUGCUGAUGAGAUGGGGCUUGGAAAAACUGUGUCUGCUAGUGCAUUCCUCUCCUCCCUUUAUUUUGAAUUUGGAGUUGCAAGACCUUGUUUAGUCCUGGUUCCACUUUCAACAAUGCCAAACUGGCUAUCAGAGUUUUCUCUUUGGGCUCCACUCCUUAAUGUUGUGGAGUAUCAUGGAAGUGCAAAGGGACGAGCCAUAAUUCGAGACUAUGAGUGGCAUGCUAAGAAUUCUACUGGGACGACCAAGAAGCCGACAUCCUACAAAUUUAAUGUCCUUUUAACUACUUAUGAAAUGGUUCUGGCUGACUCAUCUCAUCUACGUGGGGUUCCAUGGGAAGUUCUUGUGGUUGAUGAAGGGCAUCGUCUAAAGAAUUCAGAAAGUAAGCUGUUUAGCUUGCUCAACACAUUCUCUUUUCAACACCGUGUGCUCUUGACUGGCACCCCUCUUCAGAAUAACAUUGGUGAGAUGUAUAAUCUGCUCAACUUCUUGCAACCAUCUUCAUUCCCUUCUUUGUCUUCUUUUGAGGAGAGGUUCCAUGAUUUGACAAGUGCUGAGAAAGUAGAAGAACUGAAGAAACUUGUUGCUCCUCAUAUGCUUCGCCGGCUUAAAAAAGAUGCGAUGCAGAAUAUUCCUCCAAAGACAGAGAGGAUGGUCCCUGUCGAGUUGACAUCGAUCCAGGCGGAAUAUUAUCGUGCAAUGCUAACUAAGAACUAUCAGAUACUACGAAAUAUCGGAAAAGGGGUAGCGCAACAAUCAAUGCUUAACAUAGUGAUGCAGUUGAGAAAGGUUUGCAAUCACCCAUAUCUCAUACCAGGUACUGAGCCAGAGUCUGGGUCAUUGGAGUUUCUUCACGAUAUGAGAAUAAAAGCGUCAGCCAAGUUGACUCUGUUGCACUCUAUGCUUAAGGUGCUACAUAAGGAAGGCCAUAGAGUUCUGAUAUUUUCACAGAUGACAAAGCUUCUAGACAUUCUGGAGGACUACCUGAACAUAGAAUUUGGGCCUAAAACAUUUGAAAGGGUAGAUGGUUCUGUUGCUGUAGCUGAUCGUCAGGCAGCUAUAGCACGUUUCAACCAAGACAAAAAUCGGUUCGUUUUUCUGUUAUCAACUCGUGCCUGUGGUCUUGGUAUCAAUCUGGCAACAGCUGAUACUGUUAUUAUCUAUGACUCUGAUUUCAACCCUCACGCUGAUAUCCAAGCCAUGAAUAGAGCUCAUCGAAUUGGACAGUCCAAACGACUUUUGGUAUACAGACUUGUUGUCCGUGCCAGCGUUGAAGAGCGCAUUUUGCAGCUGGCCAAGAAGAAGUUGAUGCUCGAUCAGCUUUUUGUAAACAAGUCGGGAUCCCAGAAGGAAUUUGAAGAUAUUCUACGCUGGGGUACUGAAGAACUUUUCAACGACUCCGCUGGUGAGAACAAGAAAGAUACAGCUGAAAGUAAUGGAAACUUAGAUGUAAUCAUGGAUUUAGAAAGCAAGAGUAGGAAAAAAGGUGGUGGCCUCGGAGAUGUUUAUCAAGACAAAUGUACAGAAGGAAAUGGGAAGAUUGUUUGGGAUGAUAUUGCAAUUAUGAAGUUGCUUGAUCGGUCAAAUCUUCAAUCUGCCUCCACUGAUGCCGCUGAUACUGAGUUGGAUAAUGAUAUGCUCGGCUCCGUGAAGCCUGUGGAAUGGAAUGAGGAAACAGCUGAAGAACAAGUUGGAGCUGAAUCACCUGCACUGGUGACUGAUGAUACUGGUGAACCGAGUUCAGAGAGGAAAGAUGAUGAUGUCGUUAAUUUUACUGAAGAAAAUGAAUGGGACAGGCUUCUGCGUAUGAGAUGGGAGAAAUAUCAGAGCGAGGAAGAAGCAGCGCUUGGCAGAGGGAAGCGUUUGAGAAAGGCUGUUUCGUAUAGGGAAGCAUAUGCCCCACAUACCAGUGGACCUGUAAAUGAGAGUGGUGGUGAAGAUGAGAAAGAACCAGAACCAGAACUUAAGAAGGAAUAUACACCGGCAGGGCGAGCCCUAAAAGAAAAGUUUACCAAACUGCGAGAGAGGCAAAAGAACCUGAUUGCGAGAAGGAAUUCUGUUGAAGAGUCUCUUCCUAGCGGCAAUGUGGAUCAGGUAACUGAAGUAGCUAAUCAGGACGAAGAAAGCCCUACAUCAAUGGACUUGGACGAUAGCAAAGCUAGCCAGCAAUGUGAUGCACAGAAAAGAAAAGCCAGUUCUUCAGAUCCUAAACCAGAUCUUCUAAGCCAACAUCAUCAUGGCGCAGAAUGUCUGCCAUCUUUACCCCCAAACAACCUGCCAGUCCUUGGACUGUGUGCUCCUAAUUUUACUCAGUCAGAAUCCUCCCGGAGAAAUUAUUCUCGUCCAGGUAGUAGACAGAACAGACCCAUAACAGGACCCCAUUUUCCCUUCAAUCUACCCCAAACAUCGAACUUGGUUGAGAGGGAAGCAAAUGACCAGGAACCUCCUAUGGGUAAACUAAAACCACAGAACAUAAAGGAAGAACCUUUUCAGCAGCCUCUUAGUAAUAUGGAUGGUUGGCUUCCACAUCGUCAGUUUCCUCCGUCAGGGGAUUUUGAGCGUCCUCGAAGUUCUGGUGCUGCUUUUGCUGAUUUCCAGGAGAAGUUUCCGUUGCUUAACCUUCCAUUUGAUGAUAAGCUGCUUCCUCGAUUUCCAUUUCAGCCGAGAACAAUGGGAACUUCGCAUCAAGACAUAAUGGCCAAUCUUUCGAUGAGGAAAAGAUUUGAAGGUACUGGUCAUUCUAUGCAAGACCUAUUUGGCGGAACACCAAUGCCGUUUCUACCCAAUAUGAAAAUCCCUCCUAUGGAUCCACCUGUCUUCAACCAACAAGAGAAGGACUUACCGCCUUUGGGUUUGGAUCAGUUUCCAUCAGCUCUUUCAUCUAUCCCAGAGAACCAUCGAAAGGUGCUGGAGAAUAUAAUGCUAAGAACUGGCUCUGGAAUUGGGCACGUACAGAAAAAGAAAACAAGAGUAGAUGCAUGGUCCGAGGAUGAACUAGAUUCUCUCUGGAUUGGGAUUCGCAGACAUGGGUAUGGAAACUGGGAGACAAUUCUCAGAGAUCCAAGGCUCAAAUUUUCGAAAUUUAAAACACCAGAGUACUUGGCAGCUAGGUGGGAAGAAGAGCAACGUAAAUUCUUGGAUAGUCUUUCAUCUCUGCCAUCUAAAUCAAGCAGGACUGAUAAGUCCACCAAAUCUUCCUUGUUUCCUGGUCUUCCCCAAGGAAUAAUGAAUCGGGCCUUACAUGGUAAAUAUGCCACUCCUCCAAGGUUCCAAUCCCAUCUCACAGACAUAAAACUCGGAUUCGGCGAUCUAGCAUCUCCCCUUCCGUUAUUUGAACCAUCUGAUCACCUGGGAUUUCGAAGUGAGCAUUUUCCUCCCAUGGCAAAUCUGUGCACUGACAAUCUUCCCGGGGAGCCUUCUGCUGGACCAUCUGAACGAGCAGGGACAUCGACAAAUAUUCCCAACGAGAAGCCUUUUCCACUCAACUCUCUUGGAAUGGGCAACUUAGGUUCAUUGGGUUUGGAUAGUUUAAGUUCCUUAAACACACUGAGAGCAGAGGAAAAACGGGAUGCUAUUAAGCGCGGGAAACUACCCUUGUUUUUAGAUAUGCCGUUACCUCAGAUGCUUGAUUCAAGCAACAACGUAUUCUUGGGAAGAUCAGCCAAUCCAUCUUUCCUUCACCCAAAUCGAGGGUUGAAUCCCUCCAAUCCCAUGGGGAGAGACAUAAUGGGAAUUAGCUCUUCAGAGAACAAGCUACCUCAUUGGUUACGGAAUGUUGUGACUGUUCCUACCGUGAAGUCACCUGAACCACCCACUCUACCUCCAACUGUGUCAGCUAUAGCUCAAUCAGUCCGCGUUUUAUAUGGUGAAGACUCUACAACCAUUCCACCGUUUGUGAUACCAGAGCCGCCACCUCCUGCUCCCAGAGAUCCAAGACACAGUCUGCGUAAGAAAAGGAAACGUAAAUUGCAUUCAUCGAGUCAAAAGACUACAGACAUUGGUAGUAGCAGCCACAAUGCUGUAGAAAGCAGCUCUCAAGGCAAUCCACAAACAUCUGCAACUCCUCCUUUGCCUCCACCGUCUCUGGCGGGUGAAACUUCAGGGUCUUCUCAACCCAAAUUACCUCCUCACAACCUAAAUAGCACAGAACCACUGUCCUCUGAAGCAAUCAUAAUUCCACCACCUGAAGAAGAUUCUGUGAUAGCAGCAGCGCCAUCUGAAGCACCAGGGCCUAGUCUAGAGGGAAUCACUGGUACAACAAAGUCAAUCUCGCUAGAGAGCCAAAGCUCUGAACCAGAAACUAUUAAUCAAGAUGGAGACUUAGAUCCAGAAACUGAUGAGAAAGUUGAGUCUGAACGAACCCCGCUUCAUUCAGAUGAGAAACAAGAGGAGCAAGAAUCUGAAAAUGCAUUGAACAAGCAGUGUGAGCCCAUAGAGGCUGAAAGUCAAAACACCAAUGCAGAAGAAGAAGCAGAGGCACAAGAAGAAGAUGAAGAAUCCAUGAAGAUGGUGACUGGUAAUUCUCUUAGUGACGACUGAAAUCUUCGAUCAAACUGCAUUGAAAUUACCAGUGUUGCUUUUUUAUUCAUUAGGUCUUUGCAAUCAAAACUUUUACUGCUAUUAAGUUUUGUAGGUAUGACACAGAUCGGUGAAGAAGCAGUAUAUGUAUUGAGACUUCCAUUUUUAUAUCUUUGGUUAACUUUUAUUUGAUUGUAAAGCUUUUGUAAGAGAAUGAAAGAAGCUAUUUUAGUGAUCUAACUAGUCAGUUUGGAUUGUGUCAGUCACUUUAGAUUGUAAUACUUGCUGUUGGAAAUUCAGUUCCGGUUUAGCAAAUUUCACUUAACCGGCUUUGACUGGUAUUAGUCUUCACUUCAGUUCUAAACUUGUAGACUGUAGUGCUUUGAAUUUUAACAAAGUGGAG
Arabidopsis thaliana (thale cress) is the source of this 7892-nucleotide messenger RNA. RefSeq names its product chromatin remodeling 4 (gene CHR4). Gene Ontology annotation, cellular component: nucleus. NCBI's taxonomy places the organism in Eukaryota, Viridiplantae, Streptophyta, Magnoliopsida, Brassicales, Brassicaceae. Gene Ontology annotation, molecular function: ATP binding. The record is from RefSeq and is marked reviewed. The transcript has 11 exons. The coding region runs from base 839 to 7510 and encodes 2223 amino acids.